Messenger RNA from Malus domestica (apple), 4766 nucleotides. The record is from RefSeq and is a predicted model, not a curated record. Lineage: Eukaryota; Viridiplantae; Streptophyta; Magnoliopsida; Rosales; Rosaceae.
AUGGUCAGCACCCGUUCAACAGUGCAAAAAUUGAUUCCAUUUGAUCCAGAAUUUGAACAGCAUUUAAGGAGGAAACGCAGGGAACAACAUUUGCAGCGGGUUCGUCCUCUGCAGGAGAGGUUUCUGGAAUCAGUCUUUUCUGGGAACCUGCACAACAAAGAAAAAAUGGCGUUUAUAAUUCCAGAGGCAGGUCUGCCCCUGGGUGAUUCACUGACUGCCCAUACCACAAAUAUACCCAGUUGCAUCACAUAUCCGGCAGUGGAGGAAGGGACAGCAUUUGAAAUAAAACAGCACAUGUUGAAUAUUCUACCUACGUUUCAUGGGUUGUCAUCUGAUGAUCCUAACAUGCACAUUGCAGAAUUUUUAAUGGGGUGCAAAAACAUUUUGGUGAGAGGAUUUUCAGCUGAAUCUAUUAAGCUGCGGUUAUUUCCAUACACUCUAAAAGAUCAGGCAAGGAGAUGGCUCCUCACACUCCCAUCAGGAAGCAUUACAACUUGGGCCCAACUCAGUGAAAAAUUUUUAAACAAGUAUUAUCCGGCUUCUAAGACCCUUGACAUGAGAACUCAGAUUUUAUCGUUCGCUCAAAAACCAAAUGAAGAGUUUCAUGAGGCGUGGGAGCGGUUCAAAGAGUUGAUUAGAAAAUGUCCACAUUCGGGUAUUAACACUACUGAUCAAAUGCACAUAUUUUUCAGAGGGUUGAAUAUGACUACAAAAACUCUUGUCAACGCUUCAUGCGGAGGUACGUACAAAGACAAAAAUGCACAAGAGGCGUGUUUGUUAUUUGAAAAAAUGGCAGAAGAUACUCAGCAGUGGGCAGUGGAGCAGCCACAAUCUAGGUCAGCUUUUGAGAUGUCGACUGGUUCUCAAGUUGCUGUAAAGCAGCCCUUACAAGCUGCCUGCAGCAUUUGCAACAUGAUAACUCACGAUUUUAUGAGCUGCCCACAUAAAGAUGUUUCACCAGAUUUUACAGCAGAGCAGGUUAAUGCAUUUAACAAUUUCCAGCGGCCCAGAUAUGACCCAUAUUCUAAUUUCUACAACCCCGGUUGGAGAGAUCAUCCUAAUCUAAGGUGGGAUAAGGAACAGCACACUAGACCACAAUUUCAACAGCAGGUACAACAACCUGCUGCACCUAAGGCUGCUUGGGAGGUUGCGAUUGAAAAAUUGGCAAAUACCACAACUCAAGAAAUUCAAAAUCUGCAGGCAUCAAUGAAAAACAUGGAAAAACAAAUAGGGCAGAUUGCUUUGCAGGUUUCUGGUAGGGCACCAGGUACAUUUCCCAGCCAAACCGAACCAAAUCCUAGGGGAGGUGCUGAUUGCAAGGCAGUUAGAGUUUUACGUUCCGGAAAAAGUUAUGAUAACAAGGAUGAAUAUUGCAUUCAAAAUUCGCGGGUGGAUUCACAGCCAAAAACAGAUUCAGGGAAUGUUGAAAAAUCCGACAAUUCAAAAGAUUCAGAUCAGCCGGUUAUCAGUUCUGAAAAUAGCGCAGAAGAUAUUGUUGAGGAUCGUGUUUAUGAGCCACCUAUGCCGUAUCCCGAGCGGUUGAAGCCUAAAGUUAAAGAUCAACAAUUGACAGACUUUAUGAAGACUUUGUCUAAGGUUCAGAUUAAUCUGCCGUUAAUUGAUGCCAUCAAGAACAUUCCGUCUUAUGCCAAGUUUUUGAAAAAUAGACUAGGACAAGGAGAAAUAAAGCCAACAUCAGUUAUUCUACAACUAGCGGACCGAUCGGUUGCUUAUCCAAGGGGUAUUAUAGAAGACCUAAUAAUUAAAGUGGAUAAUCUCUAUCUUCCUACAGAUUUUGUGAUUUUGGAUAUGGAUGAAGAUAUGCAAACACCGAUUAUUUUGGGACGUCCCUUCAUGGCUACAGCCAGAACGUUAAUUGAUGUAGAGGCUGGGACACUUACACUUAGAGUGCAAGAUCAAUCUGUUGUGUUCAGUUUAUUUGAAGCUACCAAAAGGCCAGGUGAUGAGCAUGACUGUAUGCGUGUUGAUGUGCUUGACAGCAUAUUACAUGCUGAAAUUAUGUUACGUUUGACAUCUGAUCCAUUGUUAAAUGUGUUGCACGGGUUUGAGACUAAAUAUACAGAAGAUGAAGAGGUUUUUGAGUAUGUUUCAGCUUUGGAAAGUGUUCCUUUUCAACCUCCACGUUGGAGACACGUUUUUGAAAGUUUGGGGGAACCCAAAAAGCUAUUGCAACCUUCUAAGGUACAGCCACCUAAACUGGAGUUAAGGGUGCUUCCAGAACACUUGAAAUAUGCUUACUUGGGUGCAGAUUCUUCGCUGCCAGUUAUUAUAGCUGCUGAUUUAUCAUCAACAGAGGAAGAUAAAUUGUUGCGCAUUUUAAGGAGUCAUCAAGAUGCAAUUGGCUGGACUAUAGCUGACAUUAAAGGGAUCAGCCCUACAAUUUGUAUGCACAAAAUUCUGAUGGAGGAUGGAGUAAAACCUGCCAUUGACGCACAACGUCGGUUAAAUCCGAUUAUGAAAGAAGUGGUUCGUAAUGAAGUUAUGAAACUUCUAGAUGCUGGGAUGAUCUAUCCCAUUUCAGAUAGUAAGUGGAUUAGUCCAACUCAAGUGGUGCCUAAGCGUUCUGGUAUUACAGUUGUGAAAAAUGAUAAUAAUGAACUUGUGCCUACUCGCUUGACUACUGGGUGGCGUAUGUGCGUUGAUUAUAGAAAGAUCAAUGCGGGAACUAGAAAAGAUCAUUUUCCAUUGCCUUUCAUUGAUCAAAUGUUGGAAAGGUUGGCUGGUCGUGCUUUCUACUGUUUCUUGGAUGGCUAUUCAGGGUACAACCAGAUUCCUGUUGCCCCUGAGGAUCAAGAAAAGACAACCUUUACUUGUCCUUUUGGGACUUUCGCAUAUAGAAGAAUGCCUUUUGGUUUGUGCAAUGCGCCUGCUACGUUUCAGCGUUGCAUGAUGAGCAUAUUUACCGGGUUAGUUGAACAUGUAGUUGAGGUAUUUAUGGAUGAUUUUUCUGUUUUUGGGGAUUCUUUUGACCAGUGUUUGCAGAAUUUAUCUUUAGUUCUGGACAGAUGCAUUAAGACCAACCUGGUUUUAAACUGGGAAAAGUGUCAUUUCAUGGUUAGGCAGGGAAUUGUCUUGGGCCACUUAAUUUCUAACAGGGGUAUUGAAGUUGAUAAGGCUAAAAUUGAUGCAAUUGAAAAGUUGCCACCCCCGACAACUGUUAAGAGUGUUCGAUCUUUUCUUGGCCAUGCCGGGUUUUAUAGACGGUUCAUCAAGGAUUUCUCCAACAUUAGCCGCCCAUUGUGUAAUUUAUUGGCUAAAGACGCUCCUUUCGUUUUUGAUGAGGCUUGUGUGGAGGCCUUCAAGAAGUUAAAGACACUCCUCACUACAGCACCCAUUGUUGCAGCUCCUAAUUGGAGCUUACCUUUUGAACUGAUGUGUGACGCAUCAGAUUAUGCAGUGGGGGCAGUUCUUGGACAGCGCACAGAUAACCUUCCCCAAGUUAUUUAUUAUGCUAGUCGAACCCUCAAUGAUGCACAACUAAACUAUGCUACCACAGAGAAAGAAUUGUUGGCUAUUGUUUUUGCAUUGGAAAAAUUUCGUUCGUAUUUAUUUGGGGCUAAAGUGAUUAUUUAUACAGAUCAUGCAGCUUUGAAAUAUUUGUUGUCUAAGAAAGAUGCUAAGCCUCGAUUGAUACGUUGGAUUCUUUUAUUGCAAGAGUUUGACUUGGAAAUCAAAGAUAAAAAGGGUCGGGAAAAUGUGGUGGCUGACCAUUUGUCUAGAUUAACUAUUCCCACAUCAUCAGAAGAGGAUUCCCUUCCACUGAGGGAGAGUUUUCCAGAUGAACAGCUAUUUGCAGUCCAAUUCCGUACACCAUGGUUUGCUGAUAUGGUUAAUUAUUUGGUUAAAGGGGUGGUGCAUCCAGAUUUAACGUUGCAGCAGAAAAAGAAGUUUCUUUCUGAUGUGAAGCAUUAUUUCUGGGAUGAUCCAAAUCUAUUUAAGUAUUGCCCAGACCAGAUUAUUCGCAGGUGUAUUCCUGAAACCGAACAGGAAAGUACAUCUGGUCAAGUGGAAGUUUCAAACAGAGAAUUAAAACGCAUUUUGGCAAAAACAGUUGGUUCUACACGAAAAGAUUGGAGUUUAAAAUUAAAUGAUGCGUUGUGGGCCUACAGAACAGCUUAUAAAACUCCUAUUGGGAUGUCCCCAUUUCGACUCGUUUAUGGAAAAGCAUGUCAUCUACCUAUGGAGCUUGAGCAUAAGGCGUACUGGGCAAUUAAAGAGUUAAAUUUUUCAUAUGACUCAGCCGGAGAGCAACGUAAACUGCAGCUCAAUGAGCUACAGGAAAUUCGUCGGGAUGCUUAUGAAAGUUCUCGCAUCUACAAGGAAAGAACUAAGGCGUUUCAUGAUAGUCAAAUUUUACGCAAAGAAUUCCAGCCAGGGCAAAAGGUGUUGCUACUAUUCAGUUCAAGGCUUAAGUUGUUUCCAGGGAAAUUGAAAUCUCGCUGGACAGGGCCGUAUUUGGUUACUAAAAUCUUUCCUCAUGGGGCAGUUGAAAUAUCUAAUGGGGCUCAAGGCAACACAUUCAAGGUGAAUGGUCACAGGCUGAAACCAUACGUGGAGUCGCCAUUUGAUACGGGAUACGAGUCUUUGACUCUGAAGGCACCAGUGAUCUAACCACCAGACUUCCGCAACGUCUAGCUACAGACUUAAAAUAAAGCGCUUAUUUGGGAGGCAACCCAAUUUUUCUAACUCUUUCCUAAUUUUAAUUUUUGUUUGAUUUUCUCAUUAAUAUAUAUAUAUAUAUAUUU